This is a messenger RNA of Drosophila sechellia, 2133 nucleotides long. Its product is annotated as peptidyl-prolyl cis-trans isomerase sig-7. Gene Ontology annotation, cellular component: nucleus. Lineage: Eukaryota; Metazoa; Arthropoda; Insecta; Diptera; Drosophilidae. Gene Ontology annotation, molecular function: RNA binding; peptidyl-prolyl cis-trans isomerase activity. The record is from RefSeq and is a predicted model, not a curated record. Gene Ontology annotation, biological process: protein peptidyl-prolyl isomerization. The transcript has 2 exons. Bases 45 to 2012 code for a protein of 655 amino acids.
CUUGUUUAUACCUUGAUUUUUGCCGGUAUCUGUGAAUUCGCAAAAUGUCGGUGGUUAUAGAAACCACGAUCGGUGACCUGACCGUCGACCUGUUCAUCAGCGAGCGCCCAGCCGCCUGUCUAAACUUCCUCAAGCUGUGCCGCCUGAAGUACUACAACUUCAAUCUAUUUCACACGGUGCAGCAGGGAUUCAUCGCCCAAACCGGCGAUCCGAGUGGAGCUGGAGACGGCGGGUCAUCAAUCUGGGGCGUGGUGGAGGGUCCGCAAAAGCGCUUCUUCGAAGCGGAGUUCCUGCCCAAGAUUAACCACUCCAGUGCCGGAAUGCUAUCGCUGGUCAGUGCAGGCAAGAAUCUGGUGGGAUCCCAGUUCUUCCUCACGCUAGGUGAGAACCUAACAUCGCUGGACGGCAACCACUGCGUUAUCGGUGAAGUGGUGGAAGGUCACGAGGUGCUGCGCAAGCUAAACGACGCUAUUGUGGACGACAGCUUCCGUCCUUACCAGGAUAUACGCAUCACACACACUGUUGUUCUUGAGGAUCCGUUUCCUAAUCCGCGCGGCCUUCAGGCUCCAAGUCGCUCGCCUUCGCCCAGUGCGGAGCGUAUGAAGAAUGGGCGCAUCGCUGCCGACGAGGAUAUCGAUGACACUGAUGGCAUGACCGCGGAGGAGAUGCAGGAGAUGCUGGCCGAACGAGAGGCCAAGGCUCGAGCCACAAUCCUUGAGAUUGUCGGCGAUUUACCCGAUGCAGACAUGGCACCGCCAGAAAAUGUGUUGUUCGUGUGCAAACUAAAUCCUGUUACAACCGACGAUGAUCUGGAGAUAAUCUUUAGUAGCUUCGGCGUGCUUAAAGGAUGCGAGGUGAUUCGUGACCGAAAAACGGGAGAUUCCCUGCAAUAUGCUUUUGUGGAGUUCGAGGAACAAAAAUCUUGUGAGGCCGCUUAUUUCAAAAUGGACAAUGUGCUUAUCGACGAUCGACGCAUCCACGUGGACUUCUCCCAAUCCGUUUCCAAGGUCACCUGGCGCGGCAAAGGACGUGGUAUUGAGGGCGACUAUGGAAAGCUGGAUUUUAAUAAUUUGCGAGACGACAAAGAUCACAGGAAACCCAACAAUGGGCGGUCCAGAACAGAAUACCAUAAAGAGCGCAAAAGGACGGAAGAUUCUCGAAUCAGGAUGAGCUCUGCAGAGCGAAGAAAAGCGAGGGAACAGCGUCACCAAGAGCAAAGCGAACGAGAUGAUCGAAAGAAUUUGCGAAGACGCACCAGAUCAAAGGAAAAAGAAGAACAAAAUGGUUCUAGAUCAAAAAAUUGGCAAAAUGAGUCAGUCAGAGAGAAUUCAAAUCGCGAAAGGAAUCGCACUGAAAAAAGGUCAUCGAGGUCUCGGGAUACAACACAAAGAAGGCAUUCUAGGUCAAGAGAUCGAGAAGACAGAAGGCGUUCUAGGCCUAGAGACCAAUCAGAAAGGGGACGUUCUAGGUCAAGGGACCAAAAGGAAAGAAGACGCUCUAGGCCAAGGGAACAAAACGAGAGAAGGCGUUCUAGAUCUAGGGAUCAAACUGGAAAAAGACCACCUCGAAAUAGAGAUCGCAAUGACAGCAGGCGAUUCCAUUCCUCUCAAGAAAGAAGACGUAACGAUGACGCUGUUGGUUCGCAUAAAGAAACCGCCAGGAAUCAAAGAUCGGCAGAGCGAAGACAACAAUCCAGGAAUCGGGAAGACCAUAGAAUGGACACUCACUCAAGCCGAAACAAGAGUCCUGAGAAGAAACGGAAACUUUCAGUGGAGAAGAGCAAAAAGCAAGCCAAGAAAUCGAAACGAGCAGCUAGCAGCAAUUCAGAUUCGAGUGAAAGUUCCUCGGAAUCCGAAAGUGACUCCACAUCUUCAAAUAGUUCCGAGGACAGCUCUAGCAGCUCCUCAUCGUCGGACGAACGCAGCAAACACAAAAAGAGUACAAAAUCCAAGCAGAAGAAGUCCAAGUCAAAGAGUAGUCACAAAUCGAAGAAGAAACAUCAUAGAAAUUAAAGAUAAACGACGUAAUUAAUCAAAAGAAAACCAUCUUGACUACAGCUAAAUAUUAAAUAUAUUCCUAUUUGUUGCGGGCCUGGACUUCGGCUUCCAGCGCCGCCAUCGCAGCGCCACCGCA